CGAGCGAACCUGUGCGCAGUACCUGAACGUUGGUAUCGCAGCCUGGGCCGAGGACGCGUCCUACGACAACGGCAACCUCAGCAAAAGUGCAUCCGUCGCCGCGUCAAGCCCGCUCUCCGACGUCUGCGUCGCGACGACGCCGUUUUCGCCGGCGGGACCUUUUCAAGAAUCGCGUCCCGCUCGCUCCCCGGUCCAUCUCGCGACGGACGGUCGUUCACGACGCGUCGUCAUCGUCAUCGCGGGAGUGUGUGCACACCGUCCGCACAUACACACGGUGUUGCGAUGCCCGCGGCAUCCCGUUAACGGUAGCCGCUGCGCUGUCCGUUCCGGCUGUGAGUGCCGCCGAUUCUCCGUCGCUGUGCUGAGAGAGAGAGAGAGAGAGAUCGACGCCCGGCCUCGCCUCGUCUCGCCUAAUCGAGCCGAUCAUUAUGCCCGCGCCGAUCCGCGCGCGCCUGUUGCUAUCCCGCUACGCGAACGAUCUCCAGGCAAGAGAUACCUCUGUUCGCUGCGGGACGAAGAUGCAACGAAGUCAGUUGAGGGACAUCUCAUCCUGGAUGACGCGCCUAUUCCCGGAGCCUGGAGACGGUAGCAGUCUGAUUGACGGGUUCAAAAUGUUCGGCUCGAAGAACAGCUCGCCCACCAGCACGUUUUACACCGAUCUCGAGAUUGCGGGGGAGGACAAACAGGAGUUCCACAAGGACGAACAUUCCAAGGCACCGUGCUUGUCGGAGCAGCAGAGCGCGACCAGCGAGGAUGGGAACUCGCAGGACUCGGACACGGCAACAGGUGCCGAUGAACAACAGUAUGUCAGACAUUCCUUCCACAGGAUCGCCAGUUUCGGCGGCUUCCCGAGAUUUCAGCCGUUCGUCAUGUCCGCUUCCACGCCGGCCGAGUGCAUCGAUAUCACGAGGCACGAGGAAACCUCAACUGAAACGUCCUACAUUAAGAUGUCACAUAGCGUCCUAGAAUACAGAAGCAGCAGGUACGUGGCCUCAGAAAGGAGGUCUCACCAGUAUACUUUAGAUACGUACGCGGUAAGCGAAUCCGAGAGUGAAGAGGAGUCGGAGGAAACGAGGUCUUCGGAAACGGACUCCGCGAUAGUAGCGGAUCACACAGACGACAUAUCGAUAUCGGAACCCAAACUGCUCCCGAAGAAGAGCUCCCUAGAUUCGAAGAGGAAGAAGGCGCUGCACGUGGCGCAGGAGUUGCUCGCGACCGAGAAGAAUUACGUGAACAUUCUGCACCUGAUCGACCAGGUGUUUCAAUUCAGAGUCGAUCAGGAGAACAGAGCGCACCCGAUGUUCCCUCCAGAGACUGUCCAGCAAAUGUUUUCCAAUAUCAAGUCUAUUUAUAAGUUCCAUAACGACUUCCUGUUGCCGCAGUUCGAGAAGAGGAUGCAAUGCUGGGACUCGAAUCCGAGAAUCGGCGAUAUUAUGAAAAAUUUCGCGCCGUUCCUUAAGAUGUAUACAGAAUACGUGAAGAAUUUCGAUUAUGCUAUGAAUCUAAUAAACUCACUGCAGAGUAAAGUGUCCAGAUUUGCGGCAAUUAUUAAUGAAAUUCAGAAGCUCGAAGAGUGCGCGAAAUUGUCGCUACCUCAUCAUAUGUUGAGUCCGAUACAGAGGCUACCGAGGUACGAGCUACUUCUCAAGGACUACUUACGAAAUCUCACUGAAGAUAAUCCUGAUUACGAAGAUACGAAAAAGGCUCUUGAAUUAGUGUCCACCGCUGCGAAUCAUACAAACGAAGCGAUGAAGAAAAUCGAUAAAUUUAAGAAACUUUUAGAGAUCCAGGAAAGUAUAUAUGACGCGACUGAUUUGGUCAGCGCGACUCGUGAAUUAGUGAAAGAAGGACGUAUAGUGAAAAUUUCUGCGCGCAGUGGUGAUCAUCAGGAGAGACAUUUGUUUUUGUUUAGUGAUUUAUUGUUACUCUGCUCAAUAAGACUGAUACCCGGACCUUUGUACCGAUUACGAGCCAAAUUUAUGGUGGAAAAUUUGCAAGUAGUUGAAGGGGACAAUCUAGAAACUGCAAAUACUUUUUAUAUAAGGGACGAAAACAAAAGUGUCGAAUUGUACACGCAGUCCGCCGCGGAGAAAGCGGCAUGGCUGGACGCGUUGUUCCAGACGAUGCAGGAGAUUAUGAGACGCAAGGCCAGCCUGAAGACUGGCAGUGUUAAGACUUCCUUAGUUAAGGCUGAUGACGUAACUAGGUGCAUGGUUUGCGAAGUUAUCUUCUCUGUGAUGAAACGAAAACACAAUUGCCGGGCUUGUGGAAUAGUGGUUUGUAGUAAAUGCUCAAAUCAGAAGUUAUUAUUUGAAGACAAUAAAAAUAUGAGAGUAUGCAGAUUAUGUCAUGCCGCGCUCACUCAGCCACUCGCCAAAUCACCGUCAUCGCCUUCUGGACCGGUGCCAAGUUUGCUGCAGGUUUCAGCGAGCGCGCCUUCAGUAUUAUCCGGCUAUUUGCUGUUGAAAACGCAGGCUAGUAAACCGUGGACCAGACGAUGGUUCGCACUACACGUCGACUUCGUUUUGUAUUCGUUCAAGUCGGAGUCAGAAAGCAUGGCCAUGACGGCGACACCUAUGCCGGGCUUCAUGGUCACCGAAGGUACAAACCUGCCCGAUGAGGAUCCCCUGAACACGAAGGAUCGAAUUAGAGCCUUCAAAAUGCACCAUUCUAGGAAAUACUAUUAUCUUCAAGCAUCUUCUCAAGAGGACAAAGAGAAGUGGAUGCACGCGUUGGAGUUGGCUACGAAAGCUGAACUACCUCAUUUUACCCAGACGGAGGACGAAAGCGCACAGGAAAGUCAAUCGAUGAACGAUGUACAAUGAACGUUUGUACCUUUUUAUCUACCAAACUAGCCAAUUUUUUUACUAUCGUAUUCGUAAGCGAGAGGAGAACACGGCAAUGUAAGAUAAUCGUUAGUAGUUAAUUAGCUAUAUUUAAAAUGACGUUAACUUAUGUUAUAUAUAUAUCUUGUUAUUAGUGUACACUACAAGAAAUCGAGUCAAUAGCGGCCGCUGCCGAAACGCUUGUUGUUUUGUAUAAUGUUCUGUUAUAGUAUAUUUAUAAAUAUAUAUGUCGUUCGAUCACGAUACGCUGUGCUGUCCGUAAUUUUGCAAUGAAGUCAAUAGGACGAUGCUUGAGGAAUCAAUUACUCGCUUCAAUGAUAAUGCGUUAUCUAAGCUACGAUAAAAUUGAUUUUAUCGAACGAGCAAUGAAUUCUACAAUCUUAUCAAUAAAUUUAUUUGAUCGUA
Dinoponera quadriceps is the source of this 3251-nucleotide messenger RNA. RefSeq names its product FYVE, RhoGEF and PH domain-containing protein 1-like. Gene Ontology annotation, molecular function: metal ion binding; guanyl-nucleotide exchange factor activity. NCBI's taxonomy places the organism in Eukaryota, Metazoa, Arthropoda, Insecta, Hymenoptera, Formicidae. Gene Ontology annotation, biological process: filopodium assembly; cytoskeleton organization. The coding region runs from base 429 to 2825 and encodes 798 amino acids. The transcript has 8 exons. The record is from RefSeq and is a predicted model, not a curated record. Gene Ontology annotation, cellular component: cytoplasm.